Molecule: messenger RNA, 485 nt
Organism: Schistosoma turkestanicum
Lineage: Eukaryota; Metazoa; Platyhelminthes; Trematoda; Strigeidida; Schistosomatidae
Source: the annotation of a GenBank genome assembly
AUUUGUCAUUAAAUUGUCAAUUUUUUUUUCGAUAAAUGCCAUAUAUAUUUAAUUCAUUUAUUUGAUUAGACGAAAAAAAACAAUAGUUGAAAGUGAUUAUAAUCUAAUCAAAUGUUUAUUCAUAAUCAGAUAAUUGAUAAAUUAAUAUUUAUUCUUGGUUUGUCAUCAACAUUAUUGUCUAUGUUUGUUUUGAAUUCAUGUGAAGCAUAUUAUCUACCAGUGAAAUAUAAUUUCGAAUAUGAUUUAAUUGAUUAUUUAACCAAUGUUAAUGGGUUGAAGCAUUAUCCGCGCCAAAUUCGAUCAUUUUCUUCAAGAGAAGAAUUGGCUCGUUAUUUGAAUCAUAUGUUACAAGAAGAAGAGGCGUCAAUGAACAAUCUACCAAUUUCUCCUCUACGAUUUGGAUAAUGAUGUGCAUGAAAUCAAGAAUAAAAUUAAAAUGUGAAUGUCGAAAAGAUAAAUAAAUAAAUCAAUAAAAUGACUUCUCA